Alnus glutinosa is the source of this 1209-nucleotide messenger RNA. RefSeq names its product exopolygalacturonase-like. Lineage: Eukaryota; Viridiplantae; Streptophyta; Magnoliopsida; Fagales; Betulaceae. Gene Ontology annotation, biological process: carbohydrate metabolic process. Gene Ontology annotation, molecular function: polygalacturonase activity. Bases 1 to 1209 code for a protein of 402 amino acids. The record is from RefSeq and is a predicted model, not a curated record. The transcript has 4 exons.
AUGUCUGUAGAAUCGAAUGUUGCGACGAUAUCAGUGCUAUUAUUAUUGUUAGCAUCCACUGCCAAUGCCUUAACCCGUGUCUUUGAUGUGAGAAAUUAUGGAGCAAAGCCUAAUAUUGAUAUCACCCAGGCUGUGACAAGAGCUUGGAAAGAUGCAUGUGCAUAUCCAGGUUCGAGUAAAGUUGUAGUUCCAGCAGCAACAUACAGAGUUGGCACAGUAAUUUUUCUUGGCCCUUGCAAGGGUCCUAUCGAGUUUAAUGUUCUAGGCAGCAUACAUUCCCCAGGAGACCCCAAAUACUUCACGGGGGAUACUUGGAUCAGUUUCGCACAUAUCGACCACUUAACUGUUUCAGGCACUGGAGAUUUUGAUGGUCAAGGAGGAACUGCUUGGGGUAGAAGUGGUUGUUCCAAAACUAGCUAUUGCAUCCAUCUUCCCAUUAGCCUAAGGUUUGACUACGUCACCAAUUCAAUAGUCCAGGACAUAACAUCAUACAACAGCAAACAAUUCCACAUCAAUGUUUUGGGGUGCCAAAAUCUUACAUUCAACCAUGUUACCAUCACAGCACCUGCCAAUAGCCCGAAUACAGAUGGAAUUCACAUUGGACGUUCAACCAAGAUUAAUGUGAUUAAUUCAAAGAUUUCAACUGGAGAUGACUGUAUCUCCCUCGGUGAUGGCAGCCGGGAUAUACUUAUCCAAGGAGUAAAUUGUGGACCUGGCCAUGGAAUCAGCAUAGGAAGUCUUGGUAAGUAUCAGAAUGAACAACCCGUGUCUGGAGUCAGAGUUAUUAGCUGCAAUCUUAUGAACACAAUGAAUGGUGUGAGAAUCAAAACAUGGCCUGACUCUUAUCCUGGCUCUGCCUCUGAUAUUCAUUUUGAGAACAUUACCGUGACUAACGUCGACUUUCCUAUCCUCAUAGACCAAGGGUACUGCCCAUGGAAUACGUGCAAACCAGAGAUUCCCUCUAAAAUCAAGAUCAGCAAUGUUAGCUUCAAGAACAUAAGAGGCACUUCUCGUACAAAGAACGUUGUCGUGAUUGUUUGCAGUAAGUCACUACCAUGUCAGAACGUGGAGCUCCGUGACAUAGACCUCAAAUACAAUGGAAAAGAUGGCCCUGCAACUUCCCGAUGUGUUAAUGUUAAUCCCAUCAUCGGUGGCACCCAGAAUCCUCCUGCUUGUACCAUCAGAACUCUUAACAAGAAUGAUUAUUAA